Molecule: messenger RNA, 609 nt
Organism: Rangifer tarandus platyrhynchus (Svalbard reindeer)
Lineage: Eukaryota; Metazoa; Chordata; Mammalia; Artiodactyla; Cervidae
Source: the annotation of a GenBank genome assembly
AUGGGCCUCUCCCCACAAGCUGCUCGCCAGAGAGCCCUGCCAGUCUUCAUCCUUGUGUCAGAGCCCUUCAUCCACACAGCCAGCCAUCCAACCAACCUAUGUGAGACGUCCCAGGAGAGCUGCAAGGCUGAGCCCAGAGUCUUGUCCUCUCCAAGUCUCCUGGAGGAGGACAACCCAGAGCCCCCAUCCCAGCAACUACAGGCCACCAGUUCAGGGGGCAGUGAGUCCCUCGGCAACCCUGACCUCUCCCAUGGGCCCCUGGUGGCCCUGGAGUACCUGCCCUUCUUCCGCACCUAUGGGCAGCUCCUGGCUGAGGAGGAGUUGGCCCCACAGCCUGAGGUCUUCAGGGACCAAGGAGGAGACCAGAGUGUCAGAGAGGAGGACUCAGAGCUGCCCAGCGGCUUCUUCCCUUACUAUCGCUCCAAGGAGGAGAGUUUCCCCAGCCUGGCCCUCCCUGGCAGGUCAUGUGCAGGCUCCCGUGACCCUCCCGCCAGGAGAGAGGUGCCGGCCUGCUGCACAAUGACAAUCAUCCGCGACUGCUCGGUGAGCCCAGCAGAGGCCCUCCCUGAGACCUUACCCCUUGCCAUUUCCUGCAACCUCGGGUGCUAA